This is a messenger RNA of Phasianus colchicus (ring-necked pheasant), 1155 nucleotides long. It is a transcript of the gene MRPS28, whose product is annotated as mitochondrial ribosomal protein S28. Gene Ontology annotation, cellular component: mitochondrial small ribosomal subunit. The record is from RefSeq and is a predicted model, not a curated record. NCBI's taxonomy places the organism in Eukaryota, Metazoa, Chordata, Aves, Galliformes, Phasianidae.
AUGCCUAUUAAUCGUAAUUCUUGGCAGACGUUUUUAUCACCACGCUUAGAACUGGAAACAAGCUUUAAAACAGUGCUGUGCGAUCUGUGCUCCUUCGACUGCUGCAGAUCUAGAAGAAAAAAGGUUCCCCGCGCCUUUAUUAGCACGUCAGUUGCAGUGUAUAUAUGCUCAUUACACGUCCGAAAUUCAAUAAAACCAAUAUGUGAGUCAUGCAGUGUCUGCGCAGUGUGCCGUUCUCAGGCCGUGUCGAAGCGCCGUCCGGCAGGGGCCGCUGGAUCCCUCCUCGGCCAGUGCCGCGGUGCGCGCUGCGGAACAGCCCCAGGGGCCGCGCGCACCGCCCCGCACUGUCCUCGGCGGGCGCGAGCGCCGCGGCCGGCUGGGCCGCGCAGUCCCGUCUCCCCCUCCCCGCUAAGAUGGCGGCCGGUCCGCCUCAGUCGGGUCCUGCGCGCGUGCGCCCGGCGGGGUCAGAGUUCGCGCCCGCCCACCACGCGGGACGACAUGGCGGCGCCGGGCUGGGGCCGUGCCGCCGCGCGGACGGGCGCCCGAUGGCGGCUGCUGACGGCGGCGAGGCGGUGCGGCGGUCUCCCGCCUAACGAGCCGUCGACCGCCGCGUCGCUCCGGCAGCAGCCGCGGAAGCAGCCGGGCGGCGCUGGCGGCACCGCGGCGACGGAACCCCGACAGGUUCCUUCAGAGAAAUCAGAAUCCUUUGCAGCCAUGUUGAGACGCUCACCUUUGAUUCAGAUGGGACCUGCCAAAGAUAAAAUCGCCAUUGGUCAAAUAUUCCAUGUUGUAGAAGAUGACCUUUAUAUAGAUUUUGGUGGCAAGUUUCACUGUGUCUGCAAAAGACCAGAAGUAGAUGGAAACAAGUAUCAGAAAGGAACCCGAGUGCGCCUGAGACUGCUGGAUCUUGAACUCACAUCUCGGUUCCUGGGAGCAACGACUGAUACGACUUUGUUAGAAGCUGAUGCGGUGCUGUUAGGGCUCGUGGAAAGCAAGCAAACAAAGCAAAAGGAGUAAAUUUCAUGUAAAUAAAUCUACUUUCUGCUUUAGAGCAAAUUAUACAAAUGGAAUGUUCACUCGGGAGAGAAACAAAAAGUUUCUUUCCGGUUGGUUAUGUAAAUAGUGAGAUCAAUAAAAGACAGUGAGCACAUUGUA